UAUCAAAAUGGCAGGAACAACAGCAAGCGCAUCUUACUCUCAUUCAUCGGAACCUUGUGUACUUUAUCAGAAGUGAAUGAAAUAACUUUGCUUUUGCAACAAGAUGAUUAAAAAUCGGAAAUAGAGCAUUAUUAAACAGAAACAAGGAGAACUACAACGUCAACGUACUUCUUCUACAAGACUUGUCCCAGAUGAUCAACAAAUUAUUAUUCACCAACUAACAGUAAUACUUCUAAGAUUGAUAAAUAUUAUUUCUUCCUCUUCCACAAGAAUUAUCCACUCAAGGAAGAUGAUGAAGAUGAGGAUUUUUUUUUACUUGAUGAUGAUGCCGGUAUUGUUAAGGCUAGAAGAAAUCCAUCUUCACAGGCAUCCUGCGAUCGUUUUCAAGGGGAGAAAGGUCCUCGGAUGCGUCUCAAGAUGGAUCUCCCUUGGUUCUAAUAUUGGCUUCCGCAGCUGGAAUUUUUGAAGGUGGAAAAAAGCGUGAACGUGCUGACCAGGAAAGUCCUCAGGGUGCGGACAAAAUCGACGAGCUGCCACCGCCUGGAACGGAGUCUCCACUGGCGACCAAAAAGCUGCGGCAACGACCGCCUUUGACGAGCAGCACCUCUGGGGACGACCACCUCCGUAGUAAAGAAGUGGCCGACGCCGGAAGUAGUACGCUCCUCUCUGCUGAACAAAAUCAAAAAGCUGCAGAAGAAGAAGAAGAAGAUGAGAUGAUCUUCGAACAAGGAGGUGGGAAAGAACAAAAGUCCACCUGCGAGAUCGAUGGUGAAGAACAAGGAUCCUCAUGUACAUUCUCGAUUCGUAUGGAACUGAAAUUAAGGCUUCAAGUCAAAAGAAAUGAAGUUGCAGAUAAAUAAUUCAUUAUCAAGGCAGAUGGACGAACUCGCGGCGCCUAAAAUAAACGGAUCCUAUAAUAUAAACGUGCACGUGGCCACUAACACUAUAGUUCUUUUUUAAACAAUUGGAUUACUUGACUUUUUUGUUUUUUGUUUCCUAGUUAGGUGUGCUCCACCGAUACUAUCAAGGGUCAUUUCUUUUUCUUUGAGUUUGAUGUUUCCUAUGUAUAAAAUAUCCUGUAACGGUAGGGAUAUUUUUGAGAAAUUGAAUAAAUAUUAAAGAUUCACUGUUGUAUACUAUGACAGAAAUGAAUUAUUUUGACCUCAUGAUCUAUAUCUAAAGAAAGCCAUCGGAGGAGGAAAGCCUCAUGCGAAGCCUCUGUACCCUUCUCACAUGCUACGUGUGGCGCCCUUCGCGUCCCCCUCCACGCCGUCUUCAAGUACUACAAGAUCCUCAGUUGUCCAUGAAGAAAGCCCUUUCCCGCGUGGUUUAUGUUGGAUGCCAGUGUAUGAUAAUGCCGGAUCGCAUGAGUCAGAACUUAAGGCUUGAGGAAAUCCAUCUUUCCCAGCAUCCUGGUCCCGUUUCUUAGGGGCAAACGGGCACCAAGAUGCACUCCAAGAUGGAUUUCUGCUAGUUCUAAUCAACACAUGAAACUUGCACCAGAACGCUGCAGCAUGCACCUUGGAGAAAGCGCGCUGCUUACACGAGAAGACUUUUUCGAAAAAACUUGUUCAUCGACUCGAGCUGCAGCGGAAGUACAAGUGGUCAAAAUCGCUCCUCCCGCAUUCGGAAAGGCCCUGAUCAACGUCUCGCCCUACGGAUUUGCCGUUUUUUUUGCCCUUGUCGGACAUGCGCCCAGAACUCUUAUUACGGGUUCUUUGUUGUUGUAUACAUUUACAUAGUUUUUACUACUGUUAACAUGAAGUAAAUACCUCACUUUAUUAGUGUAUACAUGUUAUAGUUUUUUACUACUAAUGUUAACAUGAAGUGAGGAGAAAAAGACUGCAAUAACUACUCGUCAAAUGCAACCGGCGGUUCCUCGACAUACUCGGUUCCUCUCAUAGAGUCUAAUAUUACGUUGAUCAACAUGAUGGACACCCUCUUGAAGGAAGAGGAGGAUGGCAAGAAAGGCAUACAUUUACUUCGACGUGGGUACGAGAGAUACCUUGAUUAUGUCGCAGGAUGGCGGCAAAUCAAAGUUAAGGCGUCCCCUAAUCCAUCUCUUUGAAUUCUAUGUGUAGGGAUCUUCCUUCAAGAACUCCAAUACAAGGAGAAUAUUCUUGAGGCAUACUGUUGAGAGGUGGUCUACUCCUCUUGUAUUGAAUUUGUUUAGGUUUGGUCUAACGAAAAUAAAUCGAAAUUCGUCGCAGGCGGAUCUAUGCAGAGAAGCGUCGGUCCGACCCCUUUUGGCGACGUGGUCCGAAUCUUGGACUUGCCAGAAACGCAGCACCAUUUUAGAGACUGGCAUCCUACUGCUGGCCACCUUCCUGCUUUCUUCCAUCGACUGCGGGAAGAGUUUUCUUCACUACUCGAGUUUGAUGUGGUUCCUCGCGAGUUUGUCUUCUCCAACUUUCCGCCUCUGAUUGAGGACCCUGACGUCCACUUUGAUGCUCAAGACAUCGAUCCCGAGCUGACAGGAUGGGGUUAUCCGCUGAACAAACAUUAAGAGCGCUUAUCAAAUUGCAUCCUUCGCGACGAGGACUAUUCUUGGCUUUUUCUAACUAAGUAUCUCAUAUUUAUAUCAAAGACUACAUCAUGGGAGUACUUCUUGAUGAGUCUUCUACGUCUAGACAAUAGGAAAGAAGUCAAGGAAGAUGAUCUGAAGAAUUGUACCCUCUGAAUGGUCUAACUACUACUACUUCUACUACUACUACUUCUACUUCUACUUCUACUGUUAGUAGUCUGAAUGGGUUAACUACUACCACUACUGCUACUACUACUACUAGAUGUCCUUUCUGGCCUCCUUUUUUGCUGGAUCCUAGUCCUCUCUCCAGAUUGUUGCUGUGGAUUUUGGUGCUUUUUUUUAGGACCUUAACACGACUAGGCUACGCUUCAAAAAACCUCACUCCUGUGGGUGCCUACUGCUAUUACUGCUAUUGCUACCACUACUACUAUUGCCACUACUACUACCGCUAAGAAGGACGAGAUGCAAGAUUUACUUUUGAUUUGGAGGACUCGACGUCCACUGUGCGUUUCGAGGACAUGGAGAUUUCCUACGCAGAGGGCACCGGUGCACCAAGUGCUGUACUGAAGCAGGUGCUUAGCAAUGAGAUUAAGGCUUGUUAUCCACAACCAUAAAUUAAUAAUUGUUCAACAUAAUAGGUACAAAAGAGGUUUGUUCAACAUAAAGCAUCUGCAUCAUCUUUCUUCAGUGUCUCCACAGAUGGGGGAACAUCUUUUUUCGACCAUAAAUAACUGUUUGUUCAACAUAAUAGGUAGUACAAAAGAGGUGGUGCCAUGACAUGAGCAUGACAUCAAAAUCAAUGUCAAUUUUGUAAGAACAAUCCUGAGAGGACCGUUUACUCAUUUGAAGGGGGAAAUAAAGGAAAAGGAAAGUUUCCUUGUUUCGGGUAGUUGUUCCAAGAUACUACUUACAUGUCAUAAAUAGCAUAGAUCAUGGGCGAUUUGCGGAGUGCACUAGAACUAGUCUAAUGAGACAAAGAUUUUGGAGAAGGCGCAGGCUGCGGGAAUCAUCACUGCGGAAGAGCUAGAGAAUGCAGAGCGCUUACAAGUGCGGCAUUUGGGGCUCUUCGACGAGGACCAUGAUCGUUGGACAGGAGGUUUUGGACGACGACUAGGCCACGAGAGGAAAUAUACACUGCGGUUACAAACUGAGAAAUUUUCUGUCACCUUCAAAAGUGUGGAACAAGUUUCCAUUACCGUCAUUUUCAAACGCAACGUCUCGUACGUGAUCACGAGCACGACGGACAUGCCUUCUUGGCUAUCCCGCUAUCGGGGCGUGCCGAAGGAGUACCAGAAGGCUACUGUCAUUCAGCACUUUCCCUUUGUCGCUGAGCGCUACUUCUUGACACAGGACGUCGUUGAUGGAGAUAAUCAUGUAAAAGUUAAGAUGAACUACAAUUACAAUAAAUAUUAUUAUUAAGUUUAAGUAAUAGAGAGCCUUCAUUUUUUUAAAGGAAAUCAAAACGAACGAAAGAAGGGAAUUUUUUAAACCUCUGACUCAUAAUUGAGGGAACGAUGAAAAAUCACUUUUCAUCUGCUAAGCGGUACUACAACUACUUCUUUCUAAAAAUAAGGUCUUUGGGGAGCAGAAAUUUUUUCGACAGCCGAAGAUUGAUUACUCCGACUACAUUGGCGGGUGGGGUGAAACGCACAGUUGCUAAUGAUGUGGUCAAGGACGUCUACGGGAGUACUACGACUAUGCACUAAUUGAGACCGUUAUUGCUCUGGUUCUGGGUAGAAGAAGAGCAUUCACGCAGGUGCUAUUUUUAUAUUGAAAAUAAUGAAUCUGUAUCUGGCCACGGCCGCUUUGCUUUUGCCAGCCACGACUGCCUUGUUUUCUUGUCUGCGUUGCUGGAACAGGAAAGAAAAGGUAGUUCGCUAUUCCUUCAUUUUUGAAGGAAGUCGGGCAAAUAGAUGCCAGAUACAAGGAGAAUGGCCUAGGCCUUAUCACAAGAUUCACAAUUUAUGCAGCCUAAGAAUGAAUUAUAAC
Molecule: messenger RNA, 4513 nt
Organism: Amoebophrya sp. A25
Lineage: Eukaryota; Dinophyceae; Syndiniales; Amoebophryaceae
Source: the annotation of a GenBank genome assembly